AUGGUUGUACUACUCAACCGCACUUCGCGGAUCAGACACUUAUGUUGGCGCUCAUCGAUAAUGCGGACUCGAUUUAGAGACAUCUUUGUGCCACCGGUGAGCGGACAGACAAUGGGCUGUGCGAUCAGCAAAGUUCAUAAACGCUUCAUUGAGACCACAAGAGGUGCUUCAUCUUUCAAUAUACAGAUCGUAGACAUCCAUAAUCUCAACGCAUAUUUCACUGAUGACGACAAUCCCAAUCCCAAAUGUAUCUUCAUUUUCGGUGGUUCGGGCUCUAAUAAGGGACAGUUUAUUUGGGAAUUACUUCAAUUGAAUAACGACACGAAUGCCGACGAUUCCUAUAUCUAUCACUACAUAGAUGUGGAGAAACUCAUUAUAGAGAACAUUGGAAAACGAAUCAAAAAGUUAACGUCAGAGAAGACGGUUAUAAAUCGCUACUUAUUAUAA
Messenger RNA from Medioppia subpectinata, 447 nucleotides. Lineage: Eukaryota; Metazoa; Arthropoda; Arachnida; Sarcoptiformes; Oppiidae. The record is from the annotation of a GenBank genome assembly.